Messenger RNA from Bemisia tabaci, 633 nucleotides. RefSeq lists its product as uncharacterized. The record is from RefSeq and is a predicted model, not a curated record. NCBI's taxonomy places the organism in Eukaryota, Metazoa, Arthropoda, Insecta, Hemiptera, Aleyrodidae.
AUGUUUCCAAAUGCGCAAGUGCGGCUGUGUUUUUACCAUCUGGGACAAAGUUCGUACAGGAAAGUUCAGGAACUUGGCCUACAAGCAGCCUACAUUAAUCCCGAAAAUCGAGAAUUAAAGAUUGCAGUUCACUGCAUGUUAAGUGUGGCUUUUGUACCACCAGAUGACGUAGAAGAAGUGUUCGAUGCCCUUGCCGAGACUCUUCCCGAUAAUUUACAAGACCUGGCGGAUUAUUUCGAAAGAGUCUACAUCAAAGGAAUCAGACGAAGACGUGGUCGAAGAACUCCUCCCCAAUACGCACCCGCUUUAUGGAACCAAUUUGAAGCUAUCGCAAAUAAUGAACCCAGAACAAACAAUCUUACGGAAGGGUGGCACCACCGGUUCAAUGAUUUAGUGGGGAAGAACCACCCCUCUUUUUAUCAUUUUCUCAGAGAGUUGAGGAAAGAGAAUGACGAUGUGGAGAACAUGAUCAUGGAGGUCGAGAUGGGAAGAACUGUCAAAAUGCCGCAAAGGUCAAAAUAUCGGCGUGUCAACGAAAGACUGCACCGGCUAGCGGGACGGUAUGAGGCGAUGAAAACUGCUGGGAGACAACUAGAUUAUCUCCGCGCGUGUGCGCACAACUUCGACCUGUAA